Molecule: messenger RNA, 810 nt
Organism: Drosophila melanogaster (fruit fly)
Lineage: Eukaryota; Metazoa; Arthropoda; Insecta; Diptera; Drosophilidae
Gene: Dpm1
Product: Dolichyl-phosphate mannosyltransferase subunit 1
Exons: 3
Coding region: 45-770 (241 amino acids)
Biological process (GO): dolichyl monophosphate biosynthetic process; glycerophospholipid biosynthetic process; protein maturation
Cellular component (GO): endoplasmic reticulum
Molecular function (GO): dolichyl-phosphate beta-D-mannosyltransferase activity
Source: RefSeq, marked reviewed
AGUUUUAAUUGAAAUUAUUUACACGGUUCUUGAGAACAAUUACAAUGCCAACAAAUGGCCAUAAAUACAGCAUUUUGAUGCCCACUUACAAUGAAAAGGAUAAUUUGCCCAUUAUAAUAUGGCUAAUUGUGAAAUACAUGAAGGCGAGCGGCUUGGAAUACGAGGUGAUUGUGAUUGAUGAUGGUAGUCCGGAUGGAACACUAGACGUGGCCAAAGACCUGCAGAAGAUCUACGGGGAGGACAAGAUUGUGCUGAGACCACGUGGCUCCAAAUUGGGACUCGGAACGGCCUACAUACAUGGCAUCAAACAUGCCACCGGCGACUUUAUAGUUAUCAUCGAUGCGGACUUGAGUCAUCAUCCCAAAUUCAUUCCCGAGUUCAUUAAGCUGCAACAGGAGGGCAACUAUGACAUUGUAUCCGGCACUCGGUAUGCCGGAAAUGGAGGUGUCUUUGGCUGGGACUUCAAGCGCAAGCUCAUCUCGCGCGGCGCCAACUUUUUGUCCCAGGUGCUUUUACGUCCGAACGCCAGUGAUUUGACCGGCUCCUUCAGGCUCUACAAGAAGGAUGUACUGGAGAAAUGCAUUGCCAGCUGCGUGUCCAAAGGCUACGUGUUCCAAAUGGAGAUGCUCGUUCGGGCUAGACAGCACGGCUACACCAUCGCCGAGGUGCCCAUCACCUUCGUGGACCGUAUUUAUGGCACCUCCAAGCUCGGCGGGACCGAGAUUAUUCAGUUUGCCAAGAACCUUUUGUAUCUGUUUGCGACCACAUAAAGAGAAAACCACCAUUAGCUGGGUAGAUUUUUAAAUUUUU